GGGCCGGCGGGUAAAGGGUUCUCAGUUCUCAGCUAGGUGGGGGUAGAGGAGGGCAGCUGGGUGAGGGAGCGGUCCUCGGGAAAGGAGCUGGGUGGAGGAGAGGCGCCGAAGGGGACGCGGCAGGGAAGGUCCUGAUGGGGCCGGGGCAUGGCAUGUGAAGAGGGCCACCUAGGACGGGAAAGAGGCCUGGGCAGGACUGGCCGCGGAUCUCACCGGGAGGUCCAGGGUCGUUGAGCAUCUGCCGUGGUCCUGGCUGUUGGCUAGGCGCCCGGGUGACAGAGGACAGAGAGGCUGGGCGAUGGCAUUCACAGAGGUUGGUUGAGGGCUGUCUGUGUAGCAGACGUGGUGCUGUAGUUCCUGCUGGGGGGAGAGCCCUCACAGUACAGGGAAGUCCGUGCUGAGCUGAGGAAGUACGGUGCAUGCGGAGGAGGGGCGCUUCACCCUGUCUUUGCGGCCCUGGGAGGGCUUCCUGGAAGUAACAUCUAAGCCAAACCACCCCCAGGUCGAUAGGAGACAGUCCUGGCAGAGACAGAACACUAGAUCUGCUGGAGAUUUGCUGACAGAACGGGGAACUUUUAACAACAGUCUUUUUGUUUAUUGUGUGUGGUUUCCCCAAUACUUUCUUUUGAAAAUGUUCAGAUGUACAGCAAGAAUUUUAUAGUGGUCAUCUGUAUACCCACCACCUACAUUCUGCCAUUAACUGCUGCUAUACUUGCUGUGUCACAUAACUAUCACGCACUGUUCUAGACAUCCGCGAAUCCAGCCUACAUUUUGAUGCAUCUCCAAAUAAAUUGCAGACAUCAGGACACCUCACUAAAUACUUCAUCGUGCAUAUCAUUGACUAGAGUUUCAUGUGUGUUUACAGUUGCUUUUUUUUUCCUCCCUCAACAACUGUCACUUUAACUACAUGACUCGUGAAGAUUUUCAAGUCCCUCACACAUGAUAUUCCCACAGGCAGAGAUCCUGGGCUUCGGGGUGGGAGGACAAAGACCCUAUUCCACUAGGCCACUCUCCAUGCACCCCAGUUGGCAGGAGUGCCUGGAACAUCUGAUAGAAGCAUCACAAACUUACAGGGUCCAGUGCAGUGCUAAAGCUUCUUGUGUAGCAGAACCACAGCCCAGGCCAUACAGGGUUAAGAAGACUGAAGCAUGCCAGAAACCAGUUUGAGACUGAGAGUUUAGUGCUUGCCAAGAAAAGAGAAUCCUGAGGCUAGAGUAGCCAGAGAAGCCCUCAUGGAGAAGGUGGAGUUUGAGCCAGGAUUUGAAGGAUGUGGAAGAGUUAGGCAGGCAGUAUCCAUGAGUGACCAUGUGUUCUCUCUCUGUCCUUAAAUCAUUUGAAUGCGGUGUGGCUAGGAGUAAGCAGAGUGUGCUGUGGGAAUAUGCAGGGCACUCCCCGUUUUCUUAGCAACAGGCAACAGGACAGGACAUUUCUCACCAUUGGGGAAGGAGCAGGACCUCCACCCAGCAGAAUUGCUGCAUUGUGGCAACAUGGAGCUCUCUGCCUGCUUCCUCCCAGCUGGCCCUUCUGGCCCCACCCAAGAGCCAUCCAGAGCAGGACACUUGGCAAUGCCACACUGCCCUUCAGCUUUCUAGAUUUUCCUCAGCCCUCUGACAGGAGCCUCUGUUCAUCCUUGGUGGUUUGGACUCUACCCACAACAAGAAUGCGGAUUCCUGUUAGGAUGGCUUAAUCCUUGUGCUUCUGCAGGAUCAAAUCUGAGAACCCCCAUGUGGCAUCAGGACCCUCUAAACCCACCCAUAUAGUUCCAUAUGCUGCCCUUCUCAUGCUGGUCUCUUUGCAGAGUGUGCGUGUCCUCUCACUGACAUAGCUGAUUGUCCUCCAGCAUCUUGCAUGAAAUCUUAUUUCCCCAAGAAGGCUGUGUCCCCACACCCUCUGGGGCAGAAUUCACUGCUUCCCCUUCAGGACUCCCUGGAACCCUGUUGUACUUCAUCAUGGGUUGUCAUUGCUAAUUGUGCAGGAGUCUGUCUGCCCAUUCCAUGCUGGGGUCCUGGGGGACAGAAGCCUGUUUGAUUUUUCUUUGUGCCCCAGGACAUCUUACUGUAAAUUAGAGAAUUGGUGUCCGUUGUGUUAAAUGAGCUGGUUCACAAUGAAGUGGUGUCUUCUGCUUCCUGAUCUUGGGCAGCUUCUAGGCCUUAAUAUCAGUUUCUCUGGAAAAAUGGGUAAUUUGUGACUCUUCACACAUGGAGGGGAUGGGAGCACAGUGGUUAAAAUAAAAUCCAAAGCUGUCUUGGAAGUGGCUUUGUAAGUACUGAGAGAGGAAAUGGUUUAUUCUUUCAACACAGAAAAAAUACUUACUUCAUGAACUCUACUGUCCGCCAGGAUCUGGGGACAUAGUGACCAUGGGUUCUCUGUCUGUCCUUAAAUAACUUGACUACAGUACGGCUAAGCAGAGUGUGCUGUGGGAAUAUGCAGGAAGAACACCUGACUCACCUCAGGUGUUCUGAGGUGAACACCUCAGAACUUGGAUCAGUCAAGCCAAGUUAUAGGUGACAUCUGAGGGCUGUUGAAGCCAGUGAGACACAGGGUGAUGGCACUCCUAUCAAAGGGAACAGCUCUGGCAAAGGCCCAGGCAUGAGAGAACAAAGCUAUGCGCCCACAAUAAGAGAAGCCUAGACAGACAAGAAGGUGACAUCUUGGGAGGGUAAAGCAGGAAGUGGAAUAAGUGGAAUAAGUAAGCAGAGGCCAGAUCAUAGAGAACCUGGUGCUGUCUGAGGAUUGCCUGUGACUUCCUGGCAGGAGCUGGUACUCUGUGGGUCCAAAUGGGUCCAGUAAGGACAAAUUACACCAGAUUUAUUUCAUUUUCUUUUUGGGUAAGGCCUCUGGACUGUCUGAUGAGAGGAGAGUGGUGUUUCAGAUACAUGGUGGGCAAAAAUUAUAGGUAGAGUGGUAGUCCAGUUCAGUAGCUUCAUUGCUGGUUUACAGUUCUCUCACAGGACUGUUUAAUGAUUAGUGUCAGGCCAGGCACAGUGGCUAAUGCCUGUAAUUCCAGCACUUGGGGAGGCCAAGGCGGGAGGAUCACUUGAGCUCAGGAGUUCAAGACCAGCCUGGGCAACAUGGUGAAACCUCAUCUCUACAAAAAAUAUGUCGGGCAUGGUGGCAUGUGCCUGUAGUCUCAGCUACUUGGGAGCCUGGGAGGUUUGCAGUGAGCCGAUAUCACGCCACUGCACUCCAGCCUGGACAACAGAGCCAGAUCCUGUUUCAAAAAAAAAAUGAUUGAUGUCUGUCCAGGCAGUGGUUUCCUAGCAGCACCUCCAAGCCCUGUCCCAGGAAACAUUCUUAUCAGUGACGGAUGAGAAUACUAAUGGCAUGUAAACCAAGUUUACAAAUAACAGGAAGGCAGGAGGUACAGUAAAGACAGUGUAUGAUAAGACCCAAAAAAGCUGAAACUUUGUAACAAGAUUUCAAACUGGAAUAUAGUGUCCUGUAGGGUAAUGAGCAAUCCACCAUAGGGUACAUUCCAGUCUUUUUUUUUUUUUUUUUUUUUUUUUGAGAUGGAGUUUUGCUCUUGUUUCCCAGGCUAGAGUGCAAUGGCACGAUCUCGGCUCACCACAACCUCCGCCUGCCAGGUUCAAGCGAUUCUCCUGCCUCAGCCUCCUGAGUAGCUGGGACUGCAGACAUGCGCCACCACACCCAGCUAAUUUUGUAUUUUUAGUAGAGACAGAGUUUCACCAUGUUGGUCAGGCUGGUCUCGAACUCCUGACUUCAGGUGAUCUGCCCCACCUAGGCCUCCCAAAGUGUUGUGAUUACAGGUGUGAGCCACCACGCCUGGCAGAUACAUUCCAGUCUUGACAAACACAGACAUAGGGAUGAUUUAGGUGUCCGAUAGUAGGUUGGACUAGACCAGGAGUUGGCAUACUUUUUCUGUAAAUGGCCAGAAAGUAAAUAUUUUAGGCUUUUCAGGCCAUGCAGUCUCUGUUGCAGCUACUCAACUCUGCCUAAAAUGAAAACAGUCAUAGACAAUAAUUGAAAGAAAGGCUGUGUUUCAAUAAAACUCUAGUUUGCAAAAACAGACAUCUGUCUGGAUUUGGCCUGCAGGCUGUAGUUUGCCAAUCCCUGGAUUAAGGCAUGGUUUCCAAACGCUGAUCACUGAACAGAACUGGUCAGUAACUUUUAACAAUUCAUAGUGAAAUAAGAAAAUUAGAAGCAAGGUAGUGAGUUUUAUAUAAAACUAAAUUUAUUCUCUUUAAUUGAUCAUCCCGACUUUCAGUAUUCUUUCCUGGUCUUUUGCUACUAAAAUACCUUUUUCUUUAUGAAAUGAAGGUAUAGUACGCGGCAGUUUUCAGGUUUGCCUUUGCUUAUUGAUAGCUCUACUGACAACUCAGUCUGCAGAUUUCCUUUUGGAAAUGUUAUAAGCCUAUGAAAUUUAAGCACCUGGGAACCACCAGCGCAGGAGGAUACAAAGUGUGAACUGCAGCCUCUCACUCUCAUGUUCUGUCUCGCUUCUUCCCUACCUCCCGGGCCUGCUGACAGCGGUGGUUGGGGCCGGGAUUGGGGGCUCUGCUGUGGCCCAUUUUCUCCAGCAGCACUUUGGACCUCGGGUGCAGAUCGACGUGUACGAGAAGGGAACCGUGGGUGGCCGCCUGGCCACCAUCUCAGUCAACAAGCAGCACUACGAGAGCGGGGCUGCCUCCUUCCACUCCCUGAGCCUGCACAUGCAGGACUUCGUCAAGCUGCUGGAUGGAGCAACGGAGACAAGAGAGGGGAAGGAACUUGCCUAAGGUUACACAGGCUGAGGCACCGGCGCGAGGUUGUGGGCAGGAGCGCCAUCUUCGGUGGGGAGCACUUCAUGCUGGAGGAGACUGACUGGUACCUGCUGAAUCUUUUCCGCCUCUGGUGGCACUACGGCAUCAGCUUCCUGAGGCUGCAGAUGUGGGUGGAGGAGGUCAUGGAGAAGUUCAUGAGGAUCUACAAGUACCAGGCCCACGGCUAUGCCUUCUCGGGUGUGGAGGAGCUGCUCUACUCACUGGGGGAGUCCACCUUUGUUAACAUGACCCAGCACUCUGUGGCCGAGUCCCUGCUGCAGGUGGGCGUCACGCAGCGCUUUAUUGAUGACGUCGUUUCUGCUGUCCUGCGGGCCAGCUAUGGCCAGUCAGCAGCGAUGCCCGCCUUUGCAGGAGCCAUGUCACUAGCCGGGGCCCAAGGCAGCCUGUGGUCUGUGGAAGGAGGCAAUAAGCUGGUUUGUUCCGGUUUGCUGAAGCUCACCAAGGCCAAUGUGAUCCAUGCCACAGUGACCUCUGUGACCCUGCACAGCACAGAGGGGAAAGCCCUGUACCAGGUGGCAUAUGAGAAUGAGGUAGGCAACAGCUCUGACUUAUAUGACAUCGUGGUCAUCGCCACCCCCCUGCACCUGGACAACAGCAGCAGCAACUUAACCUUUGCAGGCUUCCACCCGCCCAUUGAUGACGUGCAGGGCUCUUUCCAGCCCACCGUCGUCUCCUUGGUCCACGGCUACCUCAACUCUUCCUACUUCGGUUUCCCAGACCCUAAGCUUUUCCCCUUUGCCAACAUCCUCACCACAGAUUUCCCCAGCUUCUUCUGCACUCUGGACAACAUCUGCCCUGUCAACAUCUCUGCCAGCUUCCGGCGAAAGCAGCCCCAGGAGGCAGCUGUUUGGCGAGUCCAGUCCCCCAAGCCCCUCUUUCGGACCCAGCUAAAGACCCUCUUCCGUUCCUAUUACUCAGUGCAGACAGCUGAGUGGCAGGCCCAUCCCCUCUAUGGCUCCCGCCCCACGCUCCCGAGAUUUGCACUCCAUGACCAGCUCUUCUACCUCAAUGCCCUGGAGUGGGCGGCCAGCUCUGUGGAGGUGAUGGCCGUGGCUGCCAAGAAUGUGGCCUUGCUGGCUUACAACCGCUGGUACCAGGACCUAGACAAGAUUGAUCAAAAAGAUUUGAUGCACAAGGUCAAGACUGAACUAUGAGGGCUCUGGGGAGAGCCCGGGAACUUUCAUCCCCCACUGAAGAUGGAUCACCCCACAGCAGCCCAGGACUGAAUAAGCCAUGCUCGCCCACCAGGCUUCUUUCUGACCCCUCAUGUAUCAAGCAUCUCCAGGUGACCUACUGUCUGCCUAUAUUAAGGGUCCACACAGUGGCUGCUGCUUUUUUUUUAAGGGGGAAAGUAAGAAAAGAGAAGGAAAUCCAAGCCAGUAUAUUUGUUUUAUUUAUUUUUUUUAAGAAGAAAAAAGUUCAUCUUCACAAGGUGCUUCAGACUUGGUUUCUUAGCUAGAAACCAGAAGACUACAGGAGGGAAUAUAAGGCAGAGAACUAUGAGUCCUAUUUUAUUACUGUUUUUCACUACCUACUCCCACAAUGGACAAUCAAUUGAGGCAACCUACAAGAAAACAUUUACAACCAGAUGGUUACAAAUAAAGUAGAAGGGAAGAUCAGAAAACCUAAGAAAUGAUCAUAGCUCCUGGUUACUGUGGACUUGCUAGGUUUGAGGUACCUAGUUCAGAACUCCCUAGUCACCAUCUCCAAGCCUGUCAACAUCACUGCAUAUUGGAGGAGAUGACUGUGGUAGGACCCAAGGAAGAGACGUGUGCCUGAACAGUCGUCACCAUAUCUCCAAGCUUCCUGGCAACCAGUGGGAAAAGAGAAACAUGCGAGGCUGUAGGAAGAGGGAAGCUUUUCCUUGGCACCUAGAGGAAUUAGCCAUUCUCUUCCUUAUGCAAAGAUUGAGAAAUGCAAAGAUAUAAAGAAGAGAAGUCCCCAGAUGGUAGAGAGCAGUCAUAUCUCACCCCUAGAUGUUCAUCCCAGCAGAAGAAAAAGAAAAGAAGGUGUUGGGGUAGGAUUCUUCAGAGGUUAGCCUGGUACCUUCUCAUCAGACACUAGCUUGAAGUAAGAGGAGAAUUAUGCUUUUCUUUGCUUUUUCUACAAACCCUUAAAAAUCACUUGUUUUAAAAAGAAAGUAAAAGCCCUUUUCAUUC
Messenger RNA from Pongo pygmaeus (Bornean orangutan), 6940 nucleotides. It is a transcript of the gene PCYOX1L, whose product is annotated as prenylcysteine oxidase 1 like. Lineage: Eukaryota; Metazoa; Chordata; Mammalia; Primates; Hominidae. Gene Ontology annotation, biological process: prenylated protein catabolic process; prenylcysteine catabolic process. Gene Ontology annotation, molecular function: prenylcysteine oxidase activity. The record is from RefSeq and is a predicted model, not a curated record. The transcript has 6 exons. Bases 4445 to 5935 code for a protein of 496 amino acids.